UGGGGUGCUCAGGGGAGGUCAGCCACAGUCAGGGACAGUCAGAGGAUUCAGCUGUCCCUGCACCAUGAGUGUCUCUGUACUGAGCCUCACCAGACCCUUGGGCAGUGUCUCCGGACUCCUGCAAGUGGCCUCUCUGCUAGGCCUGGCUCUGCUGUUGCUCAAGGCAGCACAGCUCUACCUGCACAGGCAGUGGCUGCUCAAAGCAGUCCAGCACUUCCCGUCCCCUCCUUCCCACUGGCUCUUCGGGGACAUCCAGGAGUUCCAAGAUGGCCAAGAGCUACAAAACCUUCAGAAAAGGGCAGAGAAAUACCCGUGCGCCAGUCCUCGCUGGCUGUGGGGAAGCAAAGUUACCCUUGAAGUCUAUGACCCGGACUACAUGAAGGUGAUCCUGGGGCGAUCAGACCCAAAGCGUCGUGACUCCUCCAGAUUCCUGGCUCCCUGGAUAGGGUACGGUUUGCUCCUGUUGAAUGGGCAGAGGUGGUUCCAGCACCGGCGGAUGCUGACCCCAGCCUUCCACUAUGACAUCCUGAAGCCCUACAUGCGGCUCAUGGCCGACUCUGUCCAUGUGAUGCUGGACAAGUGGGAGGACCUCAUCAGACAGAACUCAUAUCUGGAGAUUUUUGAGCAUGUCUCCUUGAUGACCUUGGACACCAUUAUGAAGUGUGCCUUCAGCUACCAGGGCAGCCAGCAAGCAGACAGGAUCUCCCAGUCCUACAUCCAGGCCAUUGAAGACCUGAGCAACCUGUUUUUUUCCCGAGUGAGGAAUGCUUUCCACCAGAAUGACAUCAUCUACAAGCUGACCCCUGAAGGCCGCUGGAACCACCGGGCCUGCCAGCUAGCCCAUCAACACACAGACGGAGUGAUCAAGCUGAAGAAGGCUCAGCUGCAGGAGGAGGGAGAGCUGGAGAAGGUCAGGAGCAAGAGGCACUUGGACUUCCUGGACAUC
This is a messenger RNA of Herpailurus yagouaroundi (jaguarundi), 946 nucleotides long. RefSeq names its product cytochrome P450 4A11-like. The record is from RefSeq and is a predicted model, not a curated record. The transcript has 7 exons. The annotation marks the transcript as partial. Gene Ontology annotation, molecular function: iron ion binding; heme binding; oxidoreductase activity, acting on paired donors, with incorporation or reduction of molecular oxygen. NCBI's taxonomy places the organism in Eukaryota, Metazoa, Chordata, Mammalia, Carnivora, Felidae.